Molecule: messenger RNA, 1218 nt
Organism: Mucor mucedo
Lineage: Eukaryota; Fungi; Mucoromycota; Mucoromycetes; Mucorales; Mucoraceae
Exons: 3
Coding region: 1-1218 (405 amino acids)
Source: RefSeq, a predicted model, not a curated record
AUGUCUACCACCAGAAACCAAGCUUCCACCAGCAAGAAAGCUUCCACCAGCAAGAAACCUUCCACCGGAAAGAAAGCUUCCACCAGCAAGAAAGCUACCAGCAGCAGCCAAGAUUCUACCAGCAGCAGCCAAGAUUCCCCCAGCAACGAAGCUACCGGUAAAUCCAGUGUAUCAUGGUACGGUGAUCAGCAUCUUACCAAAAACAAGUUAAACCCUGACGGAUUGACAUCAAUUGAUAUCUUGAUGGGAUGGAUCACAAGAGAUGGAAACUUCAGUAAAUGGAGAGGCAAAAAGAACGACGGAAUGACAACCGCUACCAACAAAACAAUACUCUGUAGUAAUAUUUUUCUAGAAUUUGAAGCUUUGGGUGUCACUUUUCGUUAUCGAAACGCAAUUCGAGCAAAGAUCGACAGAAUUAUUGUAGCUUAUCGAAAGGCUGAAACAUGGAGGAACCAAACUGGCCAAGGUAUCCUUGACAGUGCUACUGAUGAUAAUCGUGAAGAAAAGGAGAUUUCUGUUUUAGACACUUGCAUUAAGAAGUGUAAGGAGUACAAUGAGAUCGAGCCAUUUUUCCGCGACUCGGCUAGCUCUGUGAUUAUUCCUUUUAACGAAGAUGCGGAUUAUGAGAACGUUGAAGAAAUAAUGUUUGGCAACGAUGACAGCGAGAGCGAUGCUGAGUUUGUUCAGCACGACGAAGGACCAGUUGCUGAUGUACAAUCAGUUCCCACCGCCACUCCCAUCACUCCCACCCUUCCCAUCACUCCCACCACUCCCACCACUCCUACCUGUCCCACCGCUCCCACCAAUUCUACCGCUCCCACCAAUCCUACCACUACCGCCGAUGCCACCACUCCCACUGCCCCUACCACCGGCGCCACUCCCAUCACUGCUACCAUUUCUACUAAUAAUGAUGAUGCUCCUUCUGUUGUCUCUCUUUCAAGUGAGAGAGCAAAUGAGUUGACAAUCAAAAGAAUGAGAAUUCUUAAGCGCGAGGUCAACGAUCGAAUUGAGCAAGACCUGUUUGACAGGAAGUGGCGUCAAGAAAUGGAAGAGAAGAAGAAUGAUGAGCGUGUUCGUCAAGAGGCAAAGGAUGCUGCUGAUCGAAAGCACCAAGCAAGGCAGGUGGCCAUGGCCAAUCUUGGGUUGCUCAUAAGCAAUAAGAUGAUUACGAAGGAAGAAUACUUCGCGGAAAUAAACAAGUUAAAUAAUCAUCAUUAA